UACUGGAUGCGGUUCUCGAACCUGCCAGCCUUAUCGGUGGCGAGACCCUGUCCUCACUUACUGCCUCUACAGUCCAUAGUAGGGGUAGUGUACCGGAGUAGUACGCUCGUCACGAUCCGCAAGGGUUUUUCCCAUUUCCGCAUUAGGAGGUCAACCAAAGCCUGGCAUGGCGCCGAUGCGAACCACACAACAACCCAAAAAAACGAUGUCAUAUGUCGUUAUGACGGCAUCAUUGCUUGCUUGCAAUUUGCAGUUUCUGUCCCGUGUUUGAUACUCGGUAGUCCGUAGUGUGCUGAUCCUUUUUUUCCUUUUUUCUUUCGUUGUGGCAUGUACACUACACUAACCUCACUACACACACACACAUACAUCAUUCGAGAGACUACGAGAACCAACCCUCAAGUCUGUCUGGCUGUUCCCUCCCUGCUUCGGAUAUUUAUACUUCACUCCCCUCCUCCCUCAGGAACCAGAUCCAAAAGCAUACAAUGCGUCCUUUCACCGAUACCACUGUCCACACUACUGCUUCUUCGAGUUAUUCGUCCCAGGGAACCAAGACUGAGAAAUAAGUGCCGAUUACUUGCCACUGCCAUUCUUCAAGACGACAACCAGCAAAGCUAUACCUACAAGUACACCACAACCACAACUACACCACCACUACAACUACCACAACUACUACCUACCACACCACACACAGAUCCCAAACCAAAGAAAACACAAACCAAAAUGGGCGCCGUCGUCUCCUGUAUCCAAAGCGUCUUCCACGCCAUCGGCGCCUGCCUCAUGGGCAUCGUCAACACCAUCGGCUCCGUCUGCAAGGCCAUCAUCGACGGCAUCGUCACCCUCUUCGACGUGAUCAUCUCGUGCCUCACCUGCGGGUACUGCGGGAACCGGCGGCGGACGCGGACGCACGGCCGGAGGUCGAGGGUCUAGAUCUUGCCUGAAGAAGAUGUGAAGAGGAGGCGGAAGAUACCCUGCUGCGAUGGGUUCGCUAAACCAUUCUUUUUAUUCGUGGCUCGGAUUUGAUCUACCCUGAUCGGAUCUGAUCUUCGUUCUAACGAGGUUACGACUUAUGGACUGCGCUGGUGGUUUUUGUUUGCGUGUUUCAUUUCGUUCCGUUUCGCAGCU
Molecule: messenger RNA, 1122 nt
Organism: Aspergillus aculeatinus CBS 121060
Lineage: Eukaryota; Fungi; Ascomycota; Eurotiomycetes; Eurotiales; Aspergillaceae
Exons: 2
Coding region: 328-927 (199 amino acids)
Source: RefSeq, a predicted model, not a curated record